AUGGCUCCAGGUAACAACUGGGCACCGCAGCGGCUUCGAUUUAUCCCAUCUUGCUCAUGUUGCAUUAGCAACAUCAGGGAUUUCAGUUUCUGCCUCGUGGGAGCAGAAUCCCACAUCGACAAAAAACAAGUCGCUGUUGCACUUUAUAUAGAACACGACAAACGAGACAAAUCGCCGAGCUCAGUAGCGUGGGCUUGUGAUCCAAGUGGAGGCAUCAAGGUGGUGGAACAUGGAUAUAGUCCAGAAGGCCGGGCUCGUCGUGGCGAUCCUCUGGCCUGCCCGUUCCAAGCCAAGAGAUGA
Messenger RNA from Dovyalis caffra, 300 nucleotides. NCBI's taxonomy places the organism in Eukaryota, Viridiplantae, Streptophyta, Magnoliopsida, Malpighiales, Salicaceae. The record is from the annotation of a GenBank genome assembly.